UUUAGCCCAUUUAUUACCAUUUAAUUUAAAAUUUCAAGUUUGUGUCAAUCUUUUAUUAUAAUAUUUAGUACAACUUUUUUUGUUUUGUGUAACUGUUUUUAAUUUAAAAAAUAAGUGAUAUGGAUCAUUGUUGCAAAAACUGUAUUCAAAUAUUUCAAAUCUGUUUAUUAUAUAUAUCUACAUACUACAAUUCAUAACCAAGAGUAAUGUCUUAAGCUACGUUCAAAAUUUUCAAGUUCAUCUAAAUAAAAUAAAAUGAACCCAGAAAACGAGAAUACGAAUAAAAAGAAAAAGGUUCGUCAUAAUUUACUGCAUGCUUUGUAUGAUCGGGAGAUCAACGGAAUUAAAACACGCAUGAAUUGUAUUAAAUCUGCUUACCAAGUCAUAAAUCCCAAUUGUACAGUUAUAAACGUUGAGAAACCUCCAUGUUUUCUAAGAAAAUUCACUCCUGAUGGCCGCCUCUUCAUAGCUUUUUCGCAAGACCAAUUGUACCUCGAGGUGUAUGCUUACUUAGGAUGUUCAAUGGCAGCUAAGUUGUUAAAGAACUAUGAAGAAAAUUGUAUUGGCCAAGAUAACGGUGAUGUUGUGCGCAAACGAAUAUUUGAAAGUCUUUUUCAACUGAAGUAUCGGGUACUAGUAGCAGCGGAAGGAGAACAACUAAACAGAGAAUGCAGUUURUUUUCAGACAAUAGUUCCUUUGUUAUUUUGGGUUCUGUAGGACCUAUUUCUCGCAAUUUAAUGCUUGAAUACAAUGACGUUUUCUCCAGUAACGAAGCAGUGACUCCUAAUAUUUUAUUGCCUUUAGAAAAUUAUACUAUACAUUUAAUCAACUUAAAAAAUGGGGCCGUUUGUCAACGCUUACACUUCAAGGCCGAUAAAAUAUCUUUAUCUCAUAACCAAGGCGUUUACAUGUUGCAACAUGUACUUGCAAUUUUAUCUGUUCAACAUCAAACAAUUCAUGUUUACAACCGUAUCAAUAACCGUUUCUAUUUGUUGAGAAAAAUUGGUCGAUUUUGUUUCGAUAAUGAUCUUGCAUUGAUUUCAUCCGUGCACACAGAUAUAAUCGCAGAUAAUUAUAAAGCUCGUAGUGAAUCUUUUAUCAACGGAUUAAAAAGCAAGCUAAUGGUGUUUUUGUACAAAAAAGCCGAACGUGAAUCUAAGGAAGCUGGAACACAAUACCCUCUUAGAAAAUUUUAUCAAUAUUACAAUCAAUUUAUGUCAUUACGAAUGUGGAAAAUGCAGUUCAUAGAUGUAGACAAUAUAAUCAUCAGAUAUGCAUCAGAAGAUGUGGUUACAGCUAAAAUUCAGGAACCAAGUACUCAAGCAUCAUAUUUUAUGAUUUAUAAUAUGACUACAGCUACGGUUUUAAACGUUUAUGAAAAUACAUCUAGUGAUUUAUUACGUGGAUACGAAUAUUUUUGUGAUACUUUUCGUAAUCCUUCUCUAAAUCCAAAUGGAUUUAUGCCUUGUUCACCGUCAAAUAAUAUAUAUUCACGGGAUUCUCAUGAAAAAUUUAAAAAUACAAUGCUAAAUGCUAGAUUUGGUGGUACAAUGGAAGCAAACAAGCGAAUAUUAGGACAAUUACCAAUAGCAGCACAAUCAUUUUCCUCCUCUCCAUAUUUAGAUACUUCAYUUUAUAGUUAUGAUGAAAAGUGGGUAUCACCAAUGGAAAGACCUAAAGUAGUUGGUGAAUAUCCAAUAAGGUUCUAUUCAAGGGAAUCGGGAACACUAAGCUUUUAUCUGUAUACCAGUGUAUCAAGAAACAGACCAAUUCAUGACCGCAGAAGACUGGUAGCAUUUACAUUCCAUCCUACAGAUCCUUUUGCCAUUAGCGUGCAGAGGGAUAAUUUGGAGUAUAUUGUUAAUUUUCAUAUACGAAAGGUGUAUUUACCAGAGUAAUGAAYAUUUGAUAAUCUUGAUUACUCAACACUACUUCAAUUCAACGAGAUUGUCAGAUUGCCAUUUUUAUCGUAUGAUUUUUAAUAAUUUUAAUAGUUUUUUUUUAUUUAUGAGAUUUAAUUUUAUCAGUUAUUUAAUAAUAUAAAUUAUAAUCUUCAACAAAUUAUUUAAGAAAUGUAUUCAUAAUGUUACAAGUUGUAGUAUUUUUUAAAAAUUUUAUAUGACAUUAUAAUUUCAAUUUAACUUUCAGAAAAUGUAAUAGAGAUUCAGUAUAAAUUGAA
Diuraphis noxia (Russian wheat aphid) is the source of this 2180-nucleotide messenger RNA. It is a transcript of the gene abo, whose product is annotated as de-etiolated protein 1 abo. Gene Ontology annotation, cellular component: nucleus; cullin-RING ubiquitin ligase complex. Lineage: Eukaryota; Metazoa; Arthropoda; Insecta; Hemiptera; Aphididae. Gene Ontology annotation, biological process: protein ubiquitination; positive regulation of proteasomal ubiquitin-dependent protein catabolic process. Gene Ontology annotation, molecular function: ubiquitin protein ligase binding; ubiquitin-like ligase-substrate adaptor activity. The record is from RefSeq and is a predicted model, not a curated record.